AUGAUUUGGAAAUUUAUAAAGAACAAUUUAAUCGUAAACAUGCUGAAAGGAAAGAAAGUAGGUGCUAGUAGUAAUAACAUAAAAUUAAAAAAAAAUAUAGUUAUAAAAUGGGGUAUAGGAACUAUUGUAUUGUGUUUAAUUCCAUUGAUUGGAAUAAUAUUACCAAUUUUAUGUAAAAUAAACAUCAUUACUGAUAACACACUUCAACCCAUCCUGUAUUCAUGUGAUAGUUUUUUUAUAACAUUAACAUAUAUAAUUUUAUUUUUGAUCAUUUACACAAUGAUUAUUGUUGUAAAAUAUCACAGAUUAGAAGAUGGAAAGGGCAAAAUGAAUAAAAAAUUAGAUUCCAAAACUGAAUUAAAUAAGUUACCAGACAUAAAAAAAAAAGCACACGCAUUCCUCGUAUUGACCUAUUGUAUUCUAUUUCCAUUAGCUCUGUCUUGUAUAGUCCUGAUGGUCGCUGGUAAAUUUGUUUUUCCCAGUGCUCCGUGGAUCGCAUGGGCCAUCGGAGUUCCCGCAUUCAUAGGAUUUGUCUUAUUGAGCGUGCUCUGUGCAACCUACUAUCCAUUUAAAAAGGUUAAAAAUAUCAAAUAA
This is a messenger RNA of Plasmodium cynomolgi strain B, 594 nucleotides long. RefSeq names its product CYIR protein. Bases 1 to 594 code for a protein of 197 amino acids. Lineage: Eukaryota; Apicomplexa; Aconoidasida; Haemosporida; Plasmodiidae. The record is from RefSeq and is a predicted model, not a curated record. The transcript is spliced from 2 exons.